Molecule: messenger RNA, 2187 nt
Organism: Neospora caninum
Lineage: Eukaryota; Apicomplexa; Conoidasida; Eucoccidiorida; Sarcocystidae
Product: Glucose-6-phosphate 1-dehydrogenase, related
Exons: 18
Coding region: 1-2187 (728 amino acids)
Biological process (GO): pentose-phosphate shunt, oxidative branch; glucose metabolic process
Molecular function (GO): glucose-6-phosphate dehydrogenase activity; NADP binding
Source: RefSeq, a predicted model, not a curated record
AUGGGAAAGGACGAGAGGCGUCGAGAGUUCGGCGAAAUCGACUGGAAGCGCGUCUACUUUUUCCUCGUCGACGAGCGCUACGUGCCGCCGACGCACCCGGACUCGAACCAGCUGAAAAUCCGCCAACAUCUCCUUGGCCAGCCCCCGGGCGUUGCGUGCAACCAGGCGGGCGGCGAGUGCCCCGACGACGUUCUCCCCGUGCCGGAGGAGAACUUGAUUGUGCCCGACACAACGCUCCCCCUCGAGGAGUGCAUUGUGAAGUAUCGAUCAGCCCUACUCGACCUCCUCGCGGCGACGCAACAAAUCGACUUCGUAACUCUUGGGCUGGGACCCGAUGGACACAUUGCUUCGAUUUUCCCGCCCCUCUCGGAGGACAGUCUCAAGGCGCAGAUGGAUCCAAAUGCCAUUGUCCUUCACACAACAACCAACCAAUUUGCAGGGUUUGACCGCAUCACGGUCUCCCUGCAGUUGCUCUGUGGAGCACACCAGAAAGUUUUCUUUCUCAAAGGCGACGACAAAAUUCGUCUCUGGCGCGAGAUGCAAGACGAUUCGCACCCAAAGGCUGUGACGGAUUUGCCGGCUCUGGCCGUCAUCCAGUCUGGAAACGUGAAGGUUGUUGCGACUCCGCCGCUUGACGUCCACGAGGAGCACUUGCAGCAGCAACUCCGCGCGGACCGAACCUUUCUCUCGGUUGUCGUUCUCGGAGCUAGCGGCGACUUGGCGCACAAGAAGACCUAUCCUGCGCUCUUCAGCCUUUUCUGCGAAGGCCUCCUCCCUCCCAACUUCCACAUUGUGGGCUACGCGCGCUCGAAGCUGUCCUUUGACCAGUUCUGGGAGAAGAUCUCGCAGAAACUGAAGUCGCUGAGUUCCUUCUUUUGUCGACGGUCCUCGUCUGGCGAUUUGCUCUCGAAAUUCAAGAGUCACUGCAGCUACUUAGCAGGAAUGUACGAUCGCCCCUCGGACUUCGACAACUUGGGAAAACACCUUCAGGAAGCGGAAGGCGACGCUCAGCAAGUUGGCCGCGUUCUCUACCUCGCGUUGCCGCCCGAGGUCUUCCUCCCGAGCGUCAAGAGCUAUCGACAAGCCUGCUGGAACGAAAAGGGCUGGAACCGCGUGGUGGUGGAGAAGCCGUUCGGGCGCGAUCUCAAGAGCUCCGACAAACUCUCGGCGAGCCUCAUGGCGCUUCUCAAAGAAAGGGAGAUCUUCCGAAUCGAUCACUACCUCGGAAAGGAGAUGAGUUUGAGCCUCACCGCGUUGCGCUUCGCCAAUGUGGCGUUCAUGCCUCUUUUCCACCGAGACUACGUCCACAGUGUGCGUAUCACAUUCAAAGAGGACGGCGGGACGUGGGGGCGCGGAGGCUACUUCGACAACUACGGCAUCAUCCGAGACGUGAUGCAGAACCACAUGGUUCAGCUCCUCACCCUAGUGGCGAUGGAGAGGCCCGCAUCCCUCAAGGACGACGACAUUCGCGACGAGAAGGUGAAGGUUCUCAAGCAAAUGCCGCCUGUCAAAAUUAGCGAGACGGUUCUGGGGCAAUUCACCAAAUCUGAGGACGGAAAGAUGCUGGGCUACACAGACGACGAGACGGUGCCGAAGGAUUCAAAAACGCCCACCUUCUGCACAUGUGUCUUGUGGAUCAACAACGAACGCUGGAGUGGAGUCCCGUUCAUCUUCAAGGCCGGAAAGGCGUUGGAGAGCAAGACGACGGAGGUGCGCGUGCAGCUGCGCGAGGCGCCUGCCGGCGCGUCCUUUUUCGGCGAACCGAAUCUCACGCCAAAUGAGCUUGUCAUUCUGGUUCAGCCUCAUGAAGCGGUGUACCUGAAGAUCCACACGAAGAAGCCUGGGUUGCUCAGCAGCGGCCUACAGCCCACAGAGCUCGACCUGAGUGUGAUGGAUCGGUUUGACGUGGACCGUCUCCCCGACGCCUACGAGCGACUCCUCCUCGACGUAAUUCGUGGGGACAAACAGAAUUUCGUGAGAACCGACGAACUGAGGGAGGCGUGGCGUAUCUUCACACCCCUUCUCCACGAAAUCGAGGAGAAGCACAUCGAGCCUCUGCCCUACCCGGCAGGCUCUUCGGGCCCACAAGCGUCCUACGAUUUGAUUCAAAAGUAUUACAGUUACAAGCGGAGCAGCUACCGAUGGUCCCCGCCGAAACGGGAAGCGUCGUCCGAAGCGUCUCAUUGA